Molecule: messenger RNA, 503 nt
Organism: Mytilus trossulus (common blue mussel)
Lineage: Eukaryota; Metazoa; Mollusca; Bivalvia; Mytilida; Mytilidae
Exons: 5
Coding region: 12-503 (163 amino acids)
Source: RefSeq, a predicted model, not a curated record
UUUUCCUUGGUAUGGCAUUUACUGCCCAAACAUUAGGUUCUUGUGCAUUUCCAUGCAGUAAGCAGAAUCGGGUUUACCAUUUUACCGUUAUAGGAACUGAUACUAGCUAUCACUCAACAGUUUUCAGUCCACCUGGGAACUUAACGCAAAUAUUAACACUAGUAAAUGGCACGGUAGAAGCUACUUUCGAAUGUGUGCACAGAAGUGGAGAAUUUUAUGUUAUUGGGUUCUUCAAUGGUUCCAACUGGUUGUACAAAUGUAUUCAAGACACAUUUCAUGGAACUAAUAGAGAUGCAAUUUUCUAUCUUUCAAAUAACUGGGCCCCAUACGCCAAACUGCCAACCAUUUGUGACGUGUGCAUUGGUAUUGAUUAUGUAGAAAAGGAGAGUCACCUUGGAAUCGAUGUUAAAUGUAAUUUACCAACGGUAUGUCCCGUAACACGACCAGGACAGAUUCAGUGCAAGGCAUGUGAUAAUGAAGACGAUGGACUUUGUUGUUCUUAA